UUUUUUUUCCUAUUUUUUUUUUUUUCUUUUCCCCCUCCCUUGGAUUGAAGCAGAGGAGAAAGGCUUUCGGAGCACACACUUGAUGUAAACAGACGCAGGCGUUUCGCCUUUAGAGCACGAAGGCUGGGUUGUUGUUUUGCGAACUGCACUGGAGAACCGAGGGGGAUUUUAUGAUGAUCAUCAUGCUCCUAGGUCCAUCUUUGCUCGUUCGCUCUCUCGCCGGCUGCGAGAUGCCAGUGGACAUGUUCUGCUUCUGACUGAAAAGAGGAAAUAAAACGAGGAAAGGAGGAGAUAUUUAAAAGAGAGGGGAAAAAAAAAGCGUAACAUCGCUUUCAGCUGGGAAACUUUCUGAAUAUUUCUGGAAGAGGAUAAGAGGAUGUUUGCCGGGUUUACAGACCGAAGGCUCGGUGGAUGUUUAUCCGGAGGGAAGCGUGCUCGGUGUUAGCAGAAGACGCUCCGGGCGCCGGGACGGGCUCGCUCAGCGGAGCUCUCUGAGAAAAUGAGUUUCGGGGUGAGCUGCUGAACCAGAGGUGGACCUGCGGAGAGAAGAUCAGCAGCUGCGAGGGAGCCGCCAGCCUGCACGGCACGUGCAUCAAGAUGAGUUUAGAAAAUGAUGAUAAGAGAGCACGCACACGAUCGAAGUCCGUCAGAGUGCCCACGGAGCUCAUCAGCCAGGAGGUGAGCUGUCCAACCCCAGGCUGUAAUGGCUCAGGACACAUCCGUGGAAAGUAUGCAAGACACAGAAGUCUGCAAAGCUGCCCUCUAGCAAAGAAGAGGAAACUUCAAGAUGCGGAGGCCGAACACCUGGUGUCGAAGCGCAAAUCCCACCCGCUCAAGCUGGCCUUGGAUGAAGGCUACAACGUCGACAGUGAUGGCAGCGAGGAGGCUGAGGUGAAGGAAGAGUCUGGCUCUGAGGAGUCAGAAGGGACGCUGGAGGAAGAUGAGGUGGAGGCGGUAGAGCAGGAAGAAACCGCCAGCCCCGAGCCAGCAGAAGAGAGAAGCCCUGCAAAAUCAGCCCAUUAUGGACAAAAACCAGCAACAAGUACGUCUGGGCCCAGCAAGGCCAACUAUAGCAACUACCAAGAAAUAAUCGCCAACUCUCUCCUAAACCUAGGCCAAAUAGCAGAGGAAACCCUCGCCAUCGAAGGGCAGCUGCCUGAAGCUGAGCUGCAGGUAUCCAAGCCACCAUCCAAUGUUGUGCACCUGGUCCAUGAGGAUGCGGGAGAGGAGAUUGUGGAGGAGGAGGAGUGCGACAAGGAGAUUAUCAUCCAGACUGAGGAUGCAGAGGAAGUCAUCGAGGUCACUAGUGAACGCAGCAGUGAGUUAUGUCCGGAGCACCAGGAUGACACGAACUGCGAAGAGUCCUGCAAGCUGCAGAAGGGCAUGGAAGCUGAAGCAGAGGAAGAGGAUGAGGAAGAUGAAGAUGAGGAUGAUGAUGAAGAUGAGGAAGAGGAAGAAGAAGAAGAAGAGGAGGAGGAAGAAGAAGAGGAGGAGGAGGAGGAAGAAAUGGCUCCUGAAGUGAUCUGUGAAGAAGCUCCUCACACUUCUCAGGACACGCAAAAAAGUCACUGUGAAGGGCAGUUCAGCCCUAAGCCCGAGUACUCAGUCAUCGUGGAGGUCCGGUCGGACGAUGACAAAGAUGAUGAUGCCCACUCCCAGAAGUCUGCGGUGACCGAUGAGUCAGAAAUGUACGACAUGAUGACGAGGGGGAACCUGGGGCUGCUGGAACAAGCCAUCGCUCUGAAGGCUGAGCAGGUGAAAAUUGUGAGGGAGCCCAGCCGGCUGCCAGGAGAGCAUGUAAAGCAUUUCCAGGUCGAUGAGAAGCAGAGCAAACCACUGGACGGCAUCCGAAAGAGCUACUAUGGCAAAGAUCCCUCAAGACCUGAGAAGCGAGAAAUCAAAUGUCCAACACCUGGUUGUGAUGGGACCGGCCACGUCACAGGGCUCUACCCUCACCACCGCAGCCUCUCUGGCUGUCCGCACAAAGACAGGAUCCCCCCUGAGAUCUUGGCGAUGCAUGAGAAUGUGUUGAAAUGCCCCACGCCAGGCUGCACAGGACAAGGUCACGUCAACAGCAACCGCAACACGCACAGGAGUUUAUCUGGGUGCCCCAUUGCUGCUGCUGAAAAAUUAGCCAAAUCACAUGAAAAGCAACAAACCCAGUCUGGUGAUCCUUCAAAGCCCAGCUCCAACUCUGACCGGAUCCUCAGGCCUAUGUGCUUUGUGAAGCAGCUGGAGAUCCCCCAGUACGGAAGCUACCGGCCCAACAUGGUCCCAGCCACCCCUCGGGCCAACCUGGCCAAGGAGCUGGAGAAGUACUCCAAGGUCACCUUCGAUUAUGCAAGUUUUGAUGCUCAGGUUUUUGGCAAACGCAUGCUUGCCCCAAAGAUUCAGACUAGCGAAACCUCACCUAAAGCCUUUAAAUCCAAACCUUUUCCAAAGGCCUCUUCCCCCAGCCACAGCCCCUCCAGCAGUUACGUGAAGAGCACUUCAUCUUCCUCCACAGGCUUCGACUACUCCCAUGACGCCGAGGCUGCUCACAUGGCUGCCACCGCCAUCCUCAACCUCUCCACACGCUGCUGGGAAAUGCCGGAGAAUCUCAGCACCAAGCAGCAAGAGGCACCUGGCAAGUCCAUGGACAUUGAGGUGGAUGAAAACGGGACUCUGGACUUGAGUAUGAACAAGAACCGCAAGCGGGAGAGCACAUUUCCCAGCAGCAGCAGCUGCAGCAGUAGUCCCAGCGUGAAGUCCCCAGAUGUGUCCCAGCGCCAAAACAGCACCAGUGCCACGAGCAGCACCAUGACCUCCCCCCAGUCCAGCCAGACCUCCCGCCAGGAUGAAUGGGAUGGGCCCAUUGACUACACUAAACCAAACCGUCAGCGGGAAGAAGAGCCAGAAGAGUCAGAGCCUGCAGCCCAUUCUUUUGCCUCCUCGGAAGCUGAUGAGCAAGAAGUGUCGGAGGAGAACUUUGAAGAACGAAAAUAUCCAGGGGAAGUUACCUUAACUAACUUCAAGCUUAAAUUCCUCUCCAAGGACAUCAAGAAAGAGCUGCUCACUUGCCCUACCCCAGGCUGUGAUGGCAGCGGACACAUCACGGGAAACUAUGCCUCUCACCGCAGCCUUUCUGGUUGUCCUCUUGCUGACAAGAGCCUCAGAAACCUCAUGGCUGCCCACUCUGCUGACCUCAAGUGCCCUACUCCUGGCUGUGACGGUUCUGGUCACAUAACAGGAAAUUAUGCAUCACACAGAAGUCUGUCAGGCUGCCCUCGUGCCAAGAAAAGUGGGAUCAAGAUAACCCCGACCAAGGAUGAUAAAGAAGAUCCGGAGCUGAUGAAGUGUCCGGUCCCUGGCUGUGUUGGGCUUGGACACAUCAGUGGUAAAUAUGCCUCCCACCGCAGCGCAUCGGGCUGCCCCCUGGCUGCCCGAAGGCAGAAGGAAGGAUCCCUCAAUGGCUCCUCAUUUUCCUGGAAAUCACUGAAAAACGAAGGCCCAACCUGCCCUACCCCAGGCUGCGAUGGCUCUGGCCAUGCCAAUGGGAGCUUCCUCACUCACAGGAGUUUGUCAGGGUGCCCAAGAGCUACUUUUGCUGGGAAGAAAGGAAAACUCUCAGGGGAUGAAAUUCUCAACACAAAGUUCAAGACCAGUGAUGUUCUAGAGAACGAUGAGGAGAUCAAGCAGCUGAACAAGGAGAUCAGCGAGCUGAAUGAGUCCAACUCAGAGAUGGAAGCAGCCAUGGUGAAGCUCCAGUCGCAGAUCUCCAGCAUGGAGAAGAACCUGAAGAACAUUGAGGAGGAAAACAAGAUCAUAGAGGAGCAAAACGAAGCCCUGUUCCUGGAGCUCUCAGGGUUGAGCCAGGCUCUAAUCCAAAGUCUUGCCAAUAUCCGCCUUCCGCACCUGGAGCCCAUUAGUGAGCAGAACUUUGAUGCAUACGUGAACACGCUGACCGACAUGUACACCAACCAGGAGUGCUACCAGAACCCAGAGAACAAGGAUCUGCUGGAGAGCAUCAAGCAAGCCGUCAAGGGCAUCCAAGUUUAGUGCCCAGCGAUGGGGAUGGGUGGGCAAGUGGACUGUAAGAUGGAACUUUCCCUCCGAGUAUUCAGGUUUACAAGUUAUAAAACUUGUUUAAUGAAUGAAAAACAAAAAACAAAAAAA
Molecule: messenger RNA, 4155 nt
Organism: Coturnix japonica (Japanese quail)
Lineage: Eukaryota; Metazoa; Chordata; Aves; Galliformes; Phasianidae
Gene: MYT1
Product: myelin transcription factor 1
Biological process (GO): regulation of transcription by RNA polymerase II
Cellular component (GO): nucleus
Molecular function (GO): DNA-binding transcription factor activity, RNA polymerase II-specific; zinc ion binding; RNA polymerase II cis-regulatory region sequence-specific DNA binding
Source: RefSeq, a predicted model, not a curated record